AUGCACAGCACAUUAUUUUUUGUGGCAUGUCGAGCAAUAGGCACUCAUAUGUGCUCUAUCACAGGAAUAAUCUGCUUCCUUUAUUUCAUACCUGGUAUUGUGCUGGGAUCCAUAUCGGCUGCUGACUAUGUGAGAAAUCGUCCGGCGUAUACGAAUACUAGCUGUCGUUUAUUACAUUAUUCUUUUUUUACUCACACGUGUCAAACUAAGGAGGAGUAUCCGUCAGAAUAUACAUGCUUCAAUGAACAAUUUCUUGUGACUUAUUCAAUUUCCAAUGGAACUAUCUUGAAUAACACGUUCUCUUCAGAUGACAAUGAACAACAACAUUCACAAGUUUCCAUUGGUAGUCACUAUCCGUGUUUUUAUCAACAGGAAAAUGUAGCAACUGUCAAGUGGGAUCGUCCUGACUGGAAAACGCCGUUGAUACGUCUAUGCAUCUUCUUUGGAAUCUUUGGUCUCCUUUUCGUAAUGAUGAUUCUCAGUGUAACAUGCAUCAUAAUAGGUUCCUCAUGUGGUAAAAAGUCAUGCGCUUCAAACCCUAUCAAAUUCGCCGAUCGGCAAAGUACUACACAACCGAAUCCGUCAGAGACGAACCCGCAUAUCACUGGCUACAAUCCUACAAUUCUUUUCAGUUAG
Molecule: messenger RNA, 636 nt
Organism: Adineta ricciae
Lineage: Eukaryota; Metazoa; Rotifera; Eurotatoria; Adinetida; Adinetidae
Source: the annotation of a GenBank genome assembly